UAUAAAUUGUGGUCAAUUUUAAUCCAUAUUAAUCAUGGGUAUGAUAACAACUAAUGUAUUGGAAGAAUCUUUAAGUUUUGGACCAUUACCAACAAGUUUAAUGAUAGCUGAACCAGCAUAUUUAAUUGCACAAACAACAACAGAUCGAUUAUCUGAAUUACCAACAAUCUAUGCUGAUCCCAAACGAUUAUCUGAUCCAAUACGUCUUAUUGAAUGGGUAUGCAAUCUACGUUGUGCUAGAUGUCCAGGUGAACAAAAUAUGGAAUUAGUCUAUUGUCAUCAAUUAGGUCAAUCAUUCUAUAGAACAAUACGUAGAAUUGAAGUUGGUGAAGAAUUAUUAGUUUGGUUUCGAAGACAAGAUUUGCAACCUUUAGUGAUAGAAUACUUGAAUAAUUUACAUAUUUACGAAGCAUGGAUAGGACAAACAGUAAAAUCAACUGAUGUAUUACAAAAAGAUUAUGAAGAGUUUGUAAAUGUACAUAAAUCUUUAAAUACAGAUUAUUACAAAUUUCAAUGCUCCAAAUGUCAUGAAGAAUUCACUUAUAUCUAUCCAUAUAUAUCACAUUGUUUAUUCAAAUGUCAUAAACAAACUAUCAUUCAAAAUACUCAAUGGAUUAAUCAUCAUCAAUUGAUGGAAUCUAAUGAAUUCCCUAUUGAAUUAACUAAUAAAUGUACAUAUCAACAAAAUAUCGAUUUAUUAUUACGUAAUAAUAUGAAUACACAAUUAAAUCCAAACAAAUUAGAUCAUAUCAAGGAUAACACAACUGAAGAUCAUGAUGAUGUUGACGAUGUUGAUGAUGACGACGGUGAUGAUGAUUCUCAACUGACUAUUGAAACUAGAUCCAAUAAAAUAGGGGAUCCAUUCCAGAAAAUAGGAAACACAAAUGAAUUAACAUCUAUAAAAAAUUUCAAUUCAUUGCAUAGAAAAUAUUUGCAUAAAAUUCAAUCUGAUAAUAAAAUGUCGAAAAAUUUGAAAACAUUAAAACAAACUACUUAUAUAGAUAAUAUAAGUAGUUUAUAUAAUAAAAAGUCGAAAUUGAAAACUACAUUAUUACCAUUAAAAUCACGUAAUCCAUUAGUUGAACAAUUAUUACAAACAAUUAUGUUCAAGAAAAUAGAUACAAAUAUUGAAAAUAAUUCAACAUUAUCAAUAAAGAAGUCAAUUUCAUCGUCGCCGACGACCACGACGACGACGAUGAUGACGACGACGACAACAACAGCAUCAUCCCCAUUAUUAUGUAGUUUAUCAUUAGCACAAAAUUGGUGUGCACGUUGUUUUAUUACAUUUCGUUUAACUAGUGAUUUAGUACAUCAUAUGCGUACAUGUCAUAAUCAAGCUAAUAAACAUUCUAAUUAUAAAGAUCGUUCAUUAUCACAUCAUAAAACAAUUGAUUUAAUCAAUAAGAAAAAACAACUAAACAAUGAAAUGGAUUCAUUACAUUCGAAUGGACAAUCAUCUUUGUCAUCUUUAUCAUCAUUGACAACUAUUGGAACAUCAACGACAUCAUCACAGACAUCAACGAUGUCGACGACGACGACAACAACAACAACAGCAACAGUCCUAUCUUGUUAUUCAACAAUAAAUAAACCAAUUUGUUCACUUUGUGGUGAACAAUUUAAAGAAAAACAUCAUUUAACUAGACAUAUGCUUUCACAUAAAUAAAGUUAUAUUACAAAUUUGAUAAUCAUAUUUUGUUACUAUGUUAAACAAGAUCAAUCAAUAUAAUAGGUAUUUGGAUUCGAACUGUAAUGCCGUUGCUGAUAGCAACAGGUUAUUAUAGACAAGGGAUAUGAUGAUAUACCUUUAUGCUUAUUCAGUUA
Messenger RNA from Schistosoma rodhaini, 1821 nucleotides. NCBI's taxonomy places the organism in Eukaryota, Metazoa, Platyhelminthes, Trematoda, Strigeidida, Schistosomatidae. The record is from the annotation of a GenBank genome assembly.